Messenger RNA from Xenopus laevis (African clawed frog), 2268 nucleotides. RefSeq names its product WW domain binding protein 11 S homeolog (gene wbp11.S). NCBI's taxonomy places the organism in Eukaryota, Metazoa, Chordata, Amphibia, Anura, Pipidae. Gene Ontology annotation, cellular component: nucleus; spliceosomal complex. Gene Ontology annotation, biological process: RNA processing. The record is from RefSeq and is marked provisional.
GUUACUACUAUUUUUUUCUGAUAUUGGUGGAGAGAGGACAUCUGCCUCAAAAUGGGGCGGCGAUCCACUUCGUCCACCAAGAGUGGGAAAUUCAUGAAUCCCACAGACCAAGCCCGGAAGGAGGCAAGGAAGAGGGAGCUGAAAAAAAACAAGAAGCAAAGGAUGAUGGUUCGAGCUGCUGUUUUAAAAAUGAAAGACCCAAAGCAGAUAGUCCGUGAUAUGGAGAAACUUGAUGAGAUGGAGUUCAAUCCUGUUCAGCAGCCCCAGCUCAAUGAAAAAGUCCUGAAAGAUAAACGUAAGAAACUCAAAGAGACUUUUGAGCGAAUUCUCCAUCUGUAUGAGAAGGAGAACCCCGAAACAUACAAGGAUCUUCGCAAAAUAGAAAUUGAUUAUGAGCACAAGCGAUCUCAACUCAGCCAGUAUUUUGAUGCUGUCAAGAAUGCUCAACACGUGGAGGUGGAAAGUAUUCCAUUGCCAGAUCUGCCCCACGCUCCCUCCAAUAUUCUCAUUCAGGACAUCCCACUGCCAGGAGCUCAGCCGCCCUCUAUUCUUAAGAAGACCUCUGCCUAUGGUCCUCCAGGCAGAGGAGUUUCCAUGCCUUUUCCCCCAGGACAUGGAGUUCCACGUUUACCCCCUGGGAAAAAACCUCCAGGGCCACCCCCUGGACCACCUCCCCCGCAAGUCCUACAAAUGUAUGGGCGAAAGGUUGGCUUUGCACUGGAAAAUAUUAGAAGAAGGGAUGAGGAGGCAAGGUACAGCCCUGAAUCAGGUCAAAGAGGCCAUCAUGAUGGAUCCAGCUCAAGUGAAGAUGAGGGCUAUCCAGUUGAGAUGGAGCAGGAUAAAGAUGAAGGCAGCACAGAUGAUGAGAGUGACAGUAACCCAUCAGAUGGCAGAGACAGCGAGGAAGAGCAAUAUGCUCCGGAGGAAGAGAGAAGGGGUAGUGGGGAUAUGAAAGGUCAUAAUGUGAGGUUUGCUGAUGCCCCCGAAAAGUCUCGCAAAAAGAGAAAGAAGAAUGUCAAGGAUCUGACUCCACUGCAGGCAAUGAUGUUGCGUAUGGCUGGCCAGGAGUUAGCAGAAGAAGAGGAAGAUCAUGAUGCGGAAGAAUACUCAAGCUCAUCAUCCUCCGAAGAGGAUUCAGACUCAGACGAGACUCAGCAUGCUGAAGAUGCUAAGGCUGAAAGCACUGAAAAUAGCACUUCAGCACCAAUGACUGUACCCCCACCUGUUACUGUACCACCACCUCCACUGUCCAUGCCUCCUACUAUGAUGACAGGACCUCCACCACUUGGUCUUCCUCCAGUUCCACCCCUCAGGCCACCUGGACCACCAUCUGGAAUGCCUCCAGGUCCACCUCCAGGCGCACCUCCGUUCCUAAGGCCUCCUGGACUCCGUGGCCCACCACCACGUCUGCUACCUCCUGGACCACCCCCUGGCCGACCACCUGGCCCUCCUCCAGGUCCUCCACCAGGUUUGCCCCCAGGACCACCCCCUCGAGGCCCGCCUCCUCGUCUACCUCCACCAGCACCUCCAGGUAUGCCGCCACCUCCCCGUCCAAUGAUGCGUCCUCCAUUGGGACCCCCUCCAGGCACUGCUCCCCCAGGGCUUUUCCCUCCAGCAGCUCUUGCAAACCCAGGUGUGCUGAGUGCCCCUCCAAGCUUAAUACAGCGACCCAAGUCAGACGAAAGUGGGGCUACUAUUGAAAAGAAAGCGACCGCCACCAUCAGCGCAAAACCACAGAUCACUAAUCUCAAAGCCGAGGUUAUGCGGUUUGUGCCCACUGCCCUCCGUGUUCGCAGAGAGAAUAAGGGCACAGUAGCAGCUUCAGCACCGAAGAAACCAGAAGAGGAUGUUGCAAGGCCUGUGUCUAAAGCAGGUCCUAAAACUGGAUCACAAAUGCAAGUGAAGACCAAGGACGAUAUGUAUGAAGCGUUUAUGAAAGAAAUGGAAGGUCUCCUUUAGACUUCUUUCAUCAGUCCAUCCCACUGUUUUUGGUUUACAUGUUCCACCGUAAAAAAAUUAGACCAGUCCGUAAACAUAUGACUAGAUCCAAGGAGCACAAAAUAGCAUGAAUUAAUCUCUCCCUUGCUGUGGUCUGUGUGAAUACAGGUAGACUCCGCAAAACCAAUUUAUCCAUGUAAAUCCACCUUUUUUUCUCAGUGAACCUAGAAUUUGGAAGGCGCACACCCAAUUUGAUAAUACUGAGGUGUUAAUAUCAAAGAGACUGCCCAUUUGAAGCCUCCUAAACAAAUUGCUACAAAACAAGCAUAA